Molecule: messenger RNA, 501 nt
Organism: Henningerozyma blattae CBS 6284
Lineage: Eukaryota; Fungi; Ascomycota; Saccharomycetes; Saccharomycetales; Saccharomycetaceae
Gene: MIX17
Product: Mix17p
Exons: 1
Coding region: 1-501 (166 amino acids)
Biological process (GO): mitochondrion organization
Cellular component (GO): nucleus; mitochondrion
Source: RefSeq, a predicted model, not a curated record
AUGCCACGUUCAAGAGGAGGUUCCGCAAGAAGACCAGCUCCUGGCCAAAGACGUAGUGCCUCUACUAUGGCAGCUGCUCCACCACCAGCAGCCCAUGCUCCUUCUCCAUCUCAGGCAGCUGCACCAGCCCCAAAUGUCUACAGCGCUCCACAAGCACAACAAGUUCAAGGUAAACAACCAGGUUUGUUUGCACAAAUGGCCAGUACUGCAGCCGGUGUUGCUGUAGGUAGUGCUGUUGGUCAUACUAUCGGUACCGGGUUGACCGGUAUGUUUGGUGGUUCCAAAGAAAGUGCUCCACCAGCUGAAGCUCAAGCUGCUGCUGCUCCAGCUACUAUUUCUCAAACUCAGAAUCAAACUCAACCUGGAGCUUGUGAAGUUGAUGCCAGAAACUUUACUAGAUGUUUAGAUGAAAACAGUGGUAAUUUCCAAAUAUGUGAUUACUAUUUACAACAAUUAAAAGCAUGUCAAGAAGCUUCCCGUCAAUUUACUAGUAACAUUUGA